AUGAAUAGCUCAAGGAAGACCGACGGAGCUCAGAUUAGGCCACCUACUCCCAACAGGCCCAGCCGUACUAUGACCCGCAUGAAGCAGGGAUUGGGCGAGGUUGCAGCCUGGAGUGACAUUGACGCGGUUCACGUCCAGGUGCAGUUCCAGGUGCAGAGGCAGAGGCAGACUCAGACGCAAGACCAGAAGCAGGUGCAGACGCACAUAACAAGUUCUCACAGCUGA
Messenger RNA from Diaporthe citri, 225 nucleotides. RefSeq lists its product as uncharacterized. The transcript has 2 exons. Lineage: Eukaryota; Fungi; Ascomycota; Sordariomycetes; Diaporthales; Diaporthaceae. The coding region runs from base 1 to 225 and encodes 74 amino acids. The record is from RefSeq and is a predicted model, not a curated record.